Molecule: messenger RNA, 6833 nt
Organism: Pangasianodon hypophthalmus (striped catfish)
Lineage: Eukaryota; Metazoa; Chordata; Actinopteri; Siluriformes; Pangasiidae
Gene: ubn2a
Product: ubinuclein 2a
Cellular component (GO): nucleus
Source: RefSeq, a predicted model, not a curated record
UUUCAUCCGGGUAUUCCAGGAUUUUUAUUUUUUUUAAUUUUUUUAAGCCAGUGAAAAACUAAAAUUAAAAUAUAAAAUGCUUUAACAGUAACACGAAUAAAACAUUCUAAUAAUUCUAAAUAAUUAUUUAUUAAAUGAAGUCUGAUACGAUCCACGUUUAAAGAGUAAGUUGUGGAAUGAAUGAGGGGAAGUCACUUCCGGUAACGGUGCGAUGACGCAAGCACGUCGGCACGCUUUUAAGAGCUUCAAACAAGGGGCGUGGUUUUGAUUACGUGAGCUCGGCUGGGAUUGGACGCGCUGCUGUGUCACUUCCGCACCCCUGCGCCGAGCAGCCGUUCCGCGCAUGCGCAGUGACGCUGUCCGUGUUAAUUUUAUUUACUCUUCUCCAAAAAAUCCAAGAUGGCUGUCGUGAGUGGAGCGGAGCGGAGCGGUCCCCUGGCCCCCGGACAUGGACAACAACAAGCGGACAACAUUAACGUGUAGCCGGCCAUCUUUAUUCACCUGAACGCAUCCGUGAGGAGUGGAGGGGGAUUAUUUAUAAGUGCAAAAGCUGUGGAAUUAUCCGGCUGGAGUGUGUUUAGAGCGGGUCGUUAGGAAGUUGUGUGUGUGUGUGUGUGUGUGUGUGUGUGUGUGUGUGUGUGUGAGAGAGGUGAGGUGGCCCUGCUCCAAAUGGCCGAACCCAGAAAAGUCUCCUUUGUCACUCUCUCGGCUUUCACCGCCGCUCCUCCUCCGGGAUCUGACGCCAGGAAGCGGCGCCUGGACGCGGACACCGAGUCGAGCCUGAGCCCGGAGCCGGGACUCGGAGCUCCUGAGGCGGCUGGUUCGGGUAAAGCUCCGGGGCAGAGCGAGACCAUGCGGAUCACCAUCACCCUGCCCGAGAGCACCGAGCUGAGCUUUCCUGAAUUCAGCUACAGCGAGCUGCUCCAGGAUAAAAAAAAUCCUGCCGCUGUCACGCAGACUCGCGACCCGUUUAACGACGAGCAGCGACAGGAACAGGAAGUGGAAAUGCUGGCCAGGAAGUUUGAGAGCAAAUACGGUUCGGGGUGCAGGAGGAAGCGUAAGGAUCGGGUUCAGGAUCUGGUUGAUAUCGGGUUCGGUUAUGACGAGAGCGACUCGUUCAUCGACAACUCCGAGGCUUAUGAUGAACUGGUUCCUGCGUCUCUCACCACUAAACUGGGAGGGUUUUACAUCAACACCGGCACGCUGCAGUUCCGCGACGCCUCCGAAUCCGAGAGCGACGACACAAAGAGACGCGACGACAGCAGGGGUGAUGAAGAUUCAGAGGUGAAGAAGAAGAGGAGGAGAGAUGAAGCAGAGCUGGAGGAGAAGAAGAUGAAGAAUAACCGGCUAACAAAGCCAGCCGUGUGUCGUCCGGAGAAGAAGCGGAGGAAGAAGCUGAUGCUGGCGGCGAUGCUGAGACGCUUCGCACGCGAGAAGAAAGAAAUGCGCAAACUAAACAUGGCUAACAGCACACAGCUCCUCCACGGCGACACGCUGCUCGGCGACCUGACCUCCGACCCCGCGAUGAUGUCACUGCUCACCUCGGCCAAUGAGAGCGAGCUGCAGGACCUGCUUGACCUGGACUUCAGCGCUCUGGACACCACGCCUCAAACUCAGCUCGCAGAAAACGGACUGAUGUACGCAGGGGCGGGGCUGAGAGCAGCGGGCGGGGCUUAUUUGAACCGAGGGGCGGGGAUUGUGUGUCCUCCUCCUCCUCUUCCUGAAGGUCUCCCCGCCCCGCUGGUCAAACGCAUCGAAGAUCUGCAUGCGGCGUCCAGACAGUUCGAUGAGGAGGGCAGGAAGAAGUUCUUCACCUUGGACAUGAAUAAUAUUUUAUUAGAUAUUGAGCUGCAGGUACAGGAACAGUCUCCCUCCGUUCGUGCUGCUGUGUAUUCUCACCUCGAGGCUUUUGUUCCCUGCAACAAGGAGGCUUUACUGAAACGCCUGAAAAAACUCAGCCUCAACAUCCAGGAUGAUCGUCUCCGUACUCCUCUGCUGAAGCUGAAGUUAGCUGUGUGUAGCGUGAUGCCUGAGCAAACAGCCAGAUACAACAUGGACUGUAUGGCUAAAGUAGCAGCCAAGCAGCAGAUGGAGGACGGAGAGAGAAACGGCUCAGACGAUGAAGAGGAGGAGAAACCGGGGAAACGAGUGAUGGGGCCGAGGAAGAAGUUCAUCUGGGACGACAAACUCAGGACUCUGCUGUGUAACCUGGUGCGGGUGAAGUUACGGUGCUAUGAGCAGGAGAAGAGUUCUCUCUCUGUAGAAGAUUAUCUCAAGGUCUUCAUGGAGAACGAGGUCAAACCGCUCUGGCCCAAAGGCUGGAUGCAGGCCAGGAUGCUGUUUAAGGAGAGCCGUACAGUACACGGUCACCUCACAGACCUGGGGAAGAAGAGGAUCAUUUCCACCCCCAGACCUGCAAAAAUAAAGGAAAUGGGAUGGCAGCUUGGAACGGUGCCAGGUGUAAGCCCCGCCCCUUUCUCUACACGCCCGCCCUCAGAGCCAAUCUGCUUGUCUGAUUCGCUGGAUGAGGAUCUGGCCACGAACUCUCUGGACUCCAUCGCUCAGGCUCUGACUCUCCUCAACAACUCCGCUAACGGCAUGAACCCAAACUCCGCCCCCAGCACCUCCUCCUCCUCCUCUCCUGUCGUAGCGAAGCCCCUCCCACACGCAGCGAGCCCCACCCCUUCCUCACAGUCUUCCACGUUGAAAGAUGUCUCUUCAGUGCAAAGACAGACAGUGACGCCUGCUAGUAGACCCAGCAACGCUAGCACGAACACCACGCCCGCCGCUAAGCCCCGCCCUCCUCCGACAACCACGCCUCUCCAGAAGCCGUUUGGCGCAAUGGGGGUGAAGUCGAGCCAAGCCACGCCUCCCACGGCUCAGACGAAAAACCCAUCGAACAAAUUGUGUGACGGCGGCACACAGCAGCCGAGUUUAAAGUCUGUAAACCCCAAAAGCUUUCAGCAGUUGACCACGCCCCUUUCGCAAUCGUCGCCCCUCCUCCAGAAAAAGGCCACGCCCACUGGACACCACCAGCAGAGGUUUAUAACGCCCAUGCAAGCCACGAUCACGAAGUCUUCCCAAAGUAGCAACUCUCCAAUAAUCAAACUCACACACCGCCCUCCUGCUCAGACCACGCCUCCUGGCUCCGCCCACCGCCCUCCUGCUCAGCCCACGCCUCCUGGUUCUGCCCACCGCCCUCCUGCUCAGCCCACGCCUCCUGGCUCCGCCCACCGCCCUCCUGCUCAGCCCACGCCUCCUGGUUCUGCCCACCGCCCUCCUGCUCAGCCCACGCCUCCUGGCUCCGCCCACCGCCCUCCUGCUCAGCCCACGCCUCCUGGUUCUGCCCACCGCCCUCCUGCUCAAACCACGCCUCCUGGCUCCGCCCACCGCCCUCCUGCACAGACCACUCCUUCUGGCUCCGCCCACCGCCCUCCUGCUCAGACCACGCCUCCUGGCUCCGCCCACCGCCCUCCUGCUCAGACCACUCCUUCUGGCUCCGCCCACCGCCCUCCUGCUCAGCCUACACCCCCUGGUUCUGCCCACCGCCCUCCUGCUCAAACCACGCCUCUUGGCUCCGCCCACCGCCCUCCUGCUCAGACCACUCCUUCUAGCUCCACCCACCGCCCUCCUGCUCAGACCACGCCUCCUGGCCCUGCCCACCAGCCUCCUGCUCAAACCGUGCCUCCUAGCUCCGCCCACCGCUCUUCUGUUUCUACUCCUUCCCCUCCUAGCACCGCCCACCCCCCUACUAUUACCACUCCCUCUUCUGGUCACGGUAAUCGCCUUCCCGCCUCAAAUCCUCAAAAUCUUGGCCCCGCCCACCGAUCCCCUGCUUCAACACUUCCUCCUUCUGGCUCCACCCACCGCCCUUCGGUCUCGACUCCACCCUCUCCGAGCUCCCACCGCCCGUCGGUACAGACUCCUCCGAGUUCCGCCUACCGCCCAUCUGUUCCCACCCCGCCUCCUAACCUCGCUCAUCGCUCUCCAGUGGCCACGCCUCCUUCCGUUUCCUCCCCCGCCCCUUCCUCUUCCUGUCCGUCUGUCCCGACUCCGCCCACCCAGUACAACCCUAAGAGUUCAGGGUUCAAACCACCGUUCAGCCCUGCCCCUGUAGCCACGCCCCACACUUCUAGCUUCCAGGACUGUAACCUCACUUCCUCAUCUGUCACGACCAAUCACGGACAGAGGCAGAGAGCAGUGGGAGGAGCCAGUCAGAGCAACAAGUCUUCAGCCAAUUGUGCCUCGGCUUUGGGACUGCCGUCUCUGUCUGACUCCGCCCUCUUAAAUCAGGUGUCGUCUGUGCCGCUGGGAUUGGGGAUGUUCGGCGGUCUCGUACCUGUCUCACUGCCCUUCCAGUUCCCUCUGCUCAACUUCGCCCCCCCCGGUGCAGCCACACACGCCCCCAGCUCAGGAUACACACUGCCUCCGAACCUGUUUAAGAGUUUGCAGUCAGGUGUGCAGGCUGCUCUUCCUCCUCACCUGCAGCUUGCUUUCUCAGAAUCGAACCAAAGUCAGGGAGGAGACGUGAAGAGGAAAUGAGACGAGACGUGAAUGUAACCACAAAACCCCCUUCACAGAGCUGUUAUUAAAUACAUACAACAUUCUCUUACUACAUUAUUAUUAUUAUUAUUAUUAUUAUUAUUAUUAUUAUUAUUAUUCUGACUGUAGACAUGAGGAACUGUGGUUGGUUUUGCUUCCAUUGUGUGCGAAGCUUCUGGACCUAAUCGAUAGAAAUGACACGAUCCUCCAGUAGAAGAUUUCUCUUUCGAACCCCUUCAGAUCCUUCAGGCACAAAAAAACAAACAAACAAAAAAAAAAACACAUACGUUAAUACGAACUCACGUAAAAUAUUGCCGCAGAGGGGUGGAGUUCUUGUUUUACUGGUGUUUGGGAGGAGUUAGCGUCGACACCCGAGAUGUUAUAUGAGUGACUUCCUGUGUGUUAGCUCGUUAGUAGGAAUUGUUUACAAAUGAAUUUGAUGAAAAGACAAAAAAAAAAAAAAAAAAAGAGUACAAACCCAGAAAUGUAGCUAAAUUGUUCCACUACACUGCACUCGUCCUGACUCCCGCGCCGGCUCCGUGUAGCAACACGUCUUUAUAAUAACAAUAAUCUGAUGACCUAAACCUAGAAUAAUUAAUUUGCUGAAAUAUAUUAAAAAUAAAAACUUAGAUGCUGAAAUCUAUGGCACCACCAGGGGGCGCUGAAGUGCACAAACUUUAUUUACUAUAAACUGAAUAAUUACGUACAUUUAGUAAAGUAGCCUGCAUUUUAGAUUUUUUUUUUUUUUUUAACUUUUAGCGACACUAUUUUUAUAUGUUUGCGCAGGUCAUGUGACCACGGCGUGGGGUCUGAAGGGGGUUUUAGAGCCGAGCGGAGGAGCGAGCGGGUCGUCGACAUUUCUGAUUUUGUCAGUAUGUUUACAUAAGACCUUAAUCACUGUGGCAGGAAGUGACAUAAUUUAUAUUUGUAUUUAAGUUUGUGCUGCUGGUGCUGUGUGUGUGUGUGUGUGUGUGUGUGUGUGUGUGUGUGUGUGUGUGUGUGUGUGUGUUUCACAUUUCUACACUCGCUCUUUAUUCCGCAGAACGUUAAAGCGACUCGACGUUGUGUUUGCUGUUUAGAGUUUUUAAUAAAUGCUUCAGUUAUUUAUGAGCUUUAACACACAGUGACAUUUCAGGCUCAUUCAUGAUUAAAUACUAAAGUUUAUAAAUAGAAAUAUAAACAUCUCGAUUAUUAUAUGUGUGUGUGUGUGUGUGUGUGUGUGUGUGUGUGUGUGUGUGUGAGACCGUAAUAUCCCUCAGUUGCUCAAUGUUUCGGUGCUGUAGCCUCACACUGGACCUUGUUAUGAAACUUGAAGUUGUUUUUAUUUUUAUUUUUUAGAGAGAGAGAGCGCGAGUGUGUGCGAGUGUGUGUGCGAGCGUGUGUGAGUGUGCGCGAGCGUGUGCGAGCGUGUGUGAGUGUGCGCGAGCGUGUGCGAGUGUGUCAGCUCAUACUUGAACGUUUCUUUUCUGAAGGAUUUUUAGUUCAGUCACGUUGCGAUCAGGCGUGUGCCGAUAAUCAGCUCUACAGUCUAAUCGUGGUGAUAAUAAUCACGCUGUUGCUGUUAGCUGACGCUCUGCAUCCAGAAGAAGGGACCCUAGAAGGUAGUGUGCCUCUCUAGGGUGUGAUUUGUAGUGCACUUGAUUACAUCUAAUCCCUAAAAACUGCAUUACACUACACAGGAAAAUCAACAGCCCUGUGUAGUGCACUAUAUUUCCCACUCCCUCAUAAGUGCACUACGUAGGGUUUAUAAUAACUUACAGGAAUGUUAUUCUCCCUAAAUCCUUUCUCAGCUUGUUCCCUAUGUGAAGUGCACAUGGAAUAUACCUACCUCUGUAUACGUAGUGCCCUACAUAGGGUGUAAAUUUAAUACCACUUGUACUCUACACUAGUUUACGUUCACUACAUAGGGUAUCAAUAACGUUCUCCACCCUACCUAGUGUCUAAGAUGAUGAAAAGUGUAUGUAAGUGCACUAUGUAGGGGAUAAAUAAAAAAAUAAUUCUUCCUACACCCUAUGUAGUGUACUAUAUCCAAUAAGGGCGCACCAUGGAAGGUUUUACUGUCUGUAUACUCCCUACAUAGGGCGCAUGAUGUCCCCUAUACCCUAAAAGAUACUGAUUAUCGUCACAUGACUGCAAACUGAAACGCCUUCGAUCGUGAGAUUAUAAACUAAUAAACUAUGCAGGAUGCUUCAAAUGCAAAAAAAAUAAACAAACACAUGCUUCUCAACUGUUAGUGUGUGUGUGUGUGUGUGUGUGUGUGUGUGUGUGUGUGUGUGUGUGUGUGUGUGUGU